Cydia amplana is the source of this 1126-nucleotide messenger RNA. RefSeq names its product epoxide hydrolase 3-like. Gene Ontology annotation, molecular function: hydrolase activity. The record is from RefSeq and is a predicted model, not a curated record. The coding region runs from base 44 to 1060 and encodes 338 amino acids. NCBI's taxonomy places the organism in Eukaryota, Metazoa, Arthropoda, Insecta, Lepidoptera, Tortricidae. The transcript is spliced from 6 exons.
UCUGAGAGCCGGCGCCGCGAUUACCGCACGUGCCCGCGCCAACAUGAGCGUUCUAGACGCGAUCACGCGUUUCGUAGUGUUUAACCUACUUACUGUUUACUACAGUAUCCUCACAUUGGGAUAUUUCGCUGUGAGAUAUGUCAAGAACCCCUUUGCGGACCCUUGGGCCCAGAAGCUGCGGCUGGAACCGCCGGCCUGCCUGACGGACCCUAAAUAUGGAGUACAUAAGUACAUUAAAGUUAAUAAUGUCAAGUUACAUUAUUUGGAAAGCGGCGAUCCGUCGAAACCCCUUAUGAUAUUUCUGCAUGGGUUCCCUGAAUUCUGGUUUUCUUGGAGGCAUCAGAUCGUGGAGUUCAACAAAAACUAUUGGUGUAUUGCUGUGGACAUGAGAGGGUACGGAGACUCGGAGAGGCCGGAUGAUGUGUCUGCGUACCACAUUGAUCUCCUGGUGGAAGAUGUUCGUGACCUUGUUCGUCAGUUAGGGCGAGAGAAGUGCAUCCUAGUGUCGCACGACUGGGGUGGCCUGAUCGCGUGCCGGUUCCGAGACGUGCACCCUGACGCGCUGGACGCGCUCGUGAUGCUCUCCAGCACGUCCCGCGAGGCCUGGCUGCACGAGCUAGUGCACAACCCGGUGCAGAGGAAAAUGUCUUGGUAUGUAAUGUUGUACCGCGUGCCAUCCCUCCCCGAAAAGCUGAUCACGAUGGACGACCUGCGCGUAUUUGACUUGUGCAUCCCCGCCCAGCCCGGCAGCCUUGACGUCGAGUGCUACAAAUACUGGUUCGGAAAACCUACGGCCGUGACCCCACCAAUCAACUACUACCGUGCGAACUUCGUAUACACCUUGCCCGACAAAGCUCGCUGCGAGCGCCCCGUCCCCAUGCUGGUCGCCAACGCCGCCGACGACAAGUACCUCUCGCAUUCCAUCCUAGACCGCAUGAUGACAGAAUACGCACACAUCGAAGCGAAGCUGGUGCCCGGCUGCGGACACUUCAUUAUGCAAGAAAAACCAGAAGUCGUUAACAAGCUAGUGAGAGAGUUCCUAGGGAAACAUAAGCUUUAAACUAGGUUAUUUUGUACAAAAGCUAUACCAUUGUUUUAUAGAAAUUAAGUUUUUUUUUAUAUACCU